UAUUAUGUUGGAAUGUUUUAGUGGUGGUGGAUUAUAUGAUGAAAGUAACAAUGGAUGUAAGAUCGGGAGAUGGGAAGAAUUUGAUUAAAUAUCAUAAAUUACUUGUCAAGGUAAUUACAAUAAUGGUACAAAAGUGGGUAGAUGGGAUAUUUAAUGGAAGUUAAAAUCCAAUUCAUAAAAGUAGGAUUAUUAGAUAUUUAAAAUGUUUAGUGGGGGGGGAUCGUAUGAUGAAGGAGGCAAUGGAAUGAAGAAUGGUAAUUGGAUCUAUUUGAGUGAAGAUUUUGUUGAUAGUUAUAGAUAAUAGAAAUUUAUAGAAGUUGGUGAAUAUAAAUUUGGUAAAAAAAUUGGUAGAUGGGAUAUUUUUUAUAGAGGGGAAGAGCUAAUAUAAUCUACAGUAUUGUAAAGAUAUAUUUUCAAAUAUUAUUUUAUAAUAGUGCAGGUGGUUCAUAUGACGAUGAAGGGAAUGAGUGUAAGAUUGGGAAAUGGACGGAGUUAAGUGAUUAAUAUUAGGAUAUUUCUUAAAUUACUUAUGUUGGUGACUAUAAAAAUGGGAAGAAAGUUGGUAGAUGGGAUAUUUGGUAUCAUAAGAAUAUUAGGGAAAAAAAAAAUGAUAAAAUUUAAUAUUAAAGAACAUUAAUUGGUGGUGGAUAAUUUGAUGAAGUAGGUAAUUAAUGUAAGAUUGGAAAAUGGACUGAGUUGAGUUAUGAUUUUUCAGAUUUAUAUUAAGUCAGUUACAAAGGAGAAUAUAAAAUAGGUAAAAAAAUAGGUUUAUGGGAAACUGAAUAUAAAGGCGAAUAAGUGUAUAAAAUAUUAAGAAAAAUUAUUUAGUGGUGGUGGAUCGUAUGAUGAAGAAGGAUAUGUCAUUAAAAUUGGUCCAUGGAUUGAGUUGCACGAUAUGUUUUCAGAUAAUUGUUAAAUUAUUUACAAAGGUGAAUAUUAAUAGGGUAAAAAAGUUGGCUCUUGGUUGGAAAUGAAGAGAAAGGCAUAUUAAUUAGAUUUUAAAAGAGGAAAAGUGAUAAAAUAUGAUGGUUGA
This is a messenger RNA of Paramecium primaurelia, 1033 nucleotides long. The record is from the annotation of a GenBank genome assembly. Lineage: Eukaryota; Ciliophora; Oligohymenophorea; Peniculida; Parameciidae.